AACAGUAGAUUUUUACCAUAUUAAUAAAUAAUUGUAUAUUGUGUUCGUAGAUUCAACGAAUAUGGGUGGUGCACUGUGUAGUAGAAUUAGGCCUAAUAACGCCGGAGUGGAACGUCACAGACAAUCGCGGUCAAACAGUCAGUUGUUAAUGAAUAAGUGGAAGACAAACGAUGUGUUAUAUUUAAGUAUAAAGUCAAGAAGAGAUAAACUGCAUAAACCGAUAUCUGAGAGUACACAGAGAACUGUAGCCAAGUUUUCCCCUUGUCAGUUGAAUAAUUGUAAAUGUCAAGGAGGGAUUUUUAAAGGAGUUAAGCGUGAUCAUUUUGGAAGGAAAAAUAGUAUUUGCGUCAGGCCCGGUUGUAAUCAUCCACUAUCUGAUCAUAUAAGUCAUUUAAAAAAUGUUUCAAAGGGAGAGUUGACCAUGUUAAGGAAACUAACAUUUGAUAUCAUUAAUACUAAAAAAACUUUAAAAAAUUUAUCUAAAAAGCCCAAGUCAAAGAGGAAUAUGUUGUUAAAAAACAUUUUUGAAUCCGUUUAUGAUGUAUUGAAUAAAAGUACUCUUAUUCGUCCCCUUACAGCACCUAACAUUGAUACAAUCUAUGGAUCUCCACCAUUUGAAAGGACUAACAUAGAUCAAGUUUUGUUUAACUUUUGUAUGCAUAUCUUUAAUGAUGAUAAUAUUUUGGGAUUAAAAAAUGCGCUUAUACUCUCCAAAUUUGUACUAAAAUAUUUCGAUACUUGGAUGUGGACUAUUCCAAAAGAACAACUAAAAUGCAAUUCUCAAGAAUACUCGAAAAGUUAUAACUACUAUUAUUGUAGGUUUUUGAUGUAUUGUAGUCUACCCAGAUGUGUCCAUUCGAUUCCCUUACGUUACAGAGCUAGUAAGAUUUUUGGUCAAGAAGUCUUAAAAUAUACUCUUAAAGCAUUCAAAAUGCAAUUGCAAGUUUGGUGUUACAAACACAAUAUAAUGUGGGGAGAACAUACAAAAUUAUUUUGCUUGAACUAUUUGCCUAUAUACAUGGAUUUAUUGGAAAAAGAAGUUUUCAAUGAUAAGUCGCAAAUAUGGUUUGUGAAUUAUGAUGUUUCAGAUCUAAAACGAAAAACUAUUCUUCUGGAAUAUUCCUAAAUAAGAACUAAGCAAUAAUUAUUGCCUUGUAUUGUUUGAUUUUAAGUUAUACUUACCUAUUAAUAUCUUAAAUCAAUAGCUAGAAUUUAAAGUAAAUAAAUUGAAAGGAACACAAAAAAUAAAAAUAAAUAAUAUUAUAUAUCAUA
Molecule: messenger RNA, 1272 nt
Organism: Diuraphis noxia (Russian wheat aphid)
Lineage: Eukaryota; Metazoa; Arthropoda; Insecta; Hemiptera; Aphididae
Product: histone acetyltransferase KAT2A-like
Biological process (GO): regulation of DNA-templated transcription
Cellular component (GO): nucleus
Molecular function (GO): histone acetyltransferase activity
Source: RefSeq, a predicted model, not a curated record